AUGGCAUCAGGGCAAGGUGGGCGGCCCAUGCCAGCCGGGGCGGUUGCGGGCUCGUCGGGUCUGGCUAAACCGCUCUACCUGCAACGUUUGGAGCGUUCCCUGAGGCUGGACAGCUUCUUGCACCAAACGUCUGCCAUUUUCAACCAAGACAUCACCAGUGAUGACAGUGACGACAGUGAUGGCGCUCUGGGCUCCAGCCUCUCCAUUGAACCUUUGACGGUGAAGAGGGAGCCCUCUGACCAAGAGGACGCCUUUGCUGAAAGCAAGCCCCUUAAUGGCGUUCUUCUGCCAGACCAAAAGACAGACAAAGCAAACCUGUACAAUUUCUCUAAAAUGAAGAAGAACCGGAAAUGGUUGAAGAGCUUGUUGUUGAGCGACAACACUACCGACUCAGACACAGACUCGGACGACUCGGACUUCAGUUUGUCACGCGACGAGUUGCACGACAUGCUGAGGUUGCACCGCUACACCAGGCAACAUCAGAGCAAGUUUCACACAGACCGUGAGCUUCAGCAGUAUCAGUUCUACAGCACGGGCCUACUUUCCAGUCAAGACCUCUUCUAUGAGCAACAGCGCCACUUCCUGGGUCCGAAGAAGAAGAAAAUCAAAGAGGAGAAAAAAUUCAAGGCCAAGCUGAAGAAAGUGAAGAAGAAAAAGAAACGUGGCGACGGCGAAUUUUCAGAUGAGGGCAUUCCUUACAUUGCCAAGACCUUUGCCAAGUUCUCCCAGGAUGCACCGGCGCCCAUGAUGAAGAAGAAGCAUCUAAGCGUGGAGCAGCUGAACGCGCGCCGACGCAAGGUGUGGCUCACCAUUGCGAAGAAGGAGAUCCCCAAGUCCUUCAAGCAGAAAACAUCUGCUAAGAACCUGGUGUUGACCAAUGCUAAAAAGUUGGCCCACCAGUGCAUGCGAGAAGUAAGACGCGCAGCCAUCCAGGCGCAAAAAAACUGCAAGGAGACGCUGCCUCGUGCCCGGCGCCUCACCAAGGAGAUGAUGCUCUACUGGAAAAAGUACGACAAGGUGGAGAAAGAGCACAGGAAGCGAGCAGAGAAAGAGGCGCUGGAGCAACGUAAACUGGACGAGGAGAUGAAGGAGGCCAAGCGUCAGCAACGUAAGCUCAACUUCCUCAUCACGCAGACAGAGCUCUACGCUCACUUCAUGAGCGGGAAAGCCUCCGAAGGCUCGCCAGGGGGCGAUGAUGCUCAAGAGGAGAUUCUAAAAAAGCUGGAUGACACCAGCUCACGACGGCAGAUCGACAUCGGGGGCGGCGUGAUGGUCAACGUAGGACAGGAGGACUAUGAUAGUGAAUACUACAAGUCUCAGGCCCUGAGGAACGCACAGGAGGCCUACCAUAUCCAUCAGCAGAGAACGCGUAUGUUCGAUGAAGACUCCCACGACAGUCGCUGCGCGUCCUCCUCUGCGGCCGCCGCUUCAGGAUUUGGCGAAAGCUACAGUCUGUCCAAUCCGUCUAUCCAAGCCGGAGAGGACAUCCCGCAGCCUACAAUCUUCAACGGCAAGCUUAAGGGCUACCAGCUUAAAGGCAUGAACUGGCUAGCCAACCUCUAUGAACAAGGUAUUAAUGGCAUCCUAGCAGAUGAGAUGGGGCUUGGGAAAACUGUCCAGAGUAUCGCCCUGUUGGCCCACCUGGCAGAGAGAGACAACAUCUGGGGUCCCUUUCUCAUCAUCUCUCCCGCAUCCACGCUUAACAAUUGGCAUCAGGAGUUCUCCCGCUUUGUGCCCAAAUUCAAGGUGUUGCCGUAUUGGGGUAACCCUCAUGAUCGCAAAGUUAUUCGUAAAUUCUGGAGUCAGAAGACGCUCUACACUCAAAACGCACCGUUCCACGUGGUGAUCACCAGCUACCAGCUGGUGGUCCAGGAUGUCAAGUACUUCCAGAGGGUCAAGUGGCAAUACAUGGUUCUGGAUGAAGCUCAGGCAUUGAAAAGCAGUACAAGUGUGAGGUGGAAGAUCCUUCUGCAGUUCCAGUGUCGGAACAGGCUGCUCCUCACAGGGACGCCUAUCCAAAACACAAUGGCAGAGCUGUGGGCCCUGCUUCACUUCAUCAUGCCCACAUUGUUCGAUUCUCACGAGGAGUUCAACGAGUGGUUUUCCAAGGACAUCGAGAGUCACGCCGAAAACAAGUCGGCCAUCGAUGAGAACCAACUUUCACGACUGCACAUGAUCCUCAAGCCUUUCAUGCUACGCAGGAUCAAGAAGGAUGUGGAGAACGAGCUCUCAGAUAAGAUCGAGAUCCUGACAUACUGUCAGUUGACGUCUCGGCAGAGGUUGCUUUACCAGGCUCUGAGGAACAAGAUCUCCAUUGAGGACCUGCUGCAGUCUUCCAUGGGCACGGCCCAGCAGUCCCACAGCACCACGUCGUCGCUCAUGAAUUUGGUCAUGCAAUUCAGGAAGGUGUGCAAUCACCCUGACUUGUUCGAGCGCCAGGAGACACGCUCUCCUUUCCACAUGUCCCUCAUGCCAUACGCCUUGUCCAAGUUUCUUUACCGUCAUGGCCUCCUUCAUACUCACAAUCAGGCCAUAAACAAGUCACUGCGAGUGCUGCUGUCUCCCUUUUCCCCAAAUCACAUUCAACAGUCGCUCUUUCACAGGAAAGGUGACGACAAAGGAAACUGUUUUUCCUUCCUGCGCUUCAUUGAUGUGUCGCCGGCCGAGAUGUCCAACCUUAUGCUACAAGGCACUUUAGUCAGGUGGUUAGCCCUUUUUCUGUCCCUGAAGGCGGCGUACCGGCUUCAUUGUCAGCGGCUGUUUUCCCUCCAGGAAGAAGGCGGCGGAGAGGAGCGGGGUACGUCGCGGUCCAGGAGUCUGUCUCGCAAAGACCUCCUUCUGUGGAUACACAGACCUGCCGCUUUCCCCAACACACAAACCAGCCCCGUGCUUCGGAACCUGGUCUUCACGGCCCUCAGACCAGGUAUGGUCGGUCACACUGAUGUGACCAUCCACUGCCGACGCUCUGCCACCUCCCGGCUGUGGCUAUGCCAACCCUCGCUACCGCCUAAGUUUCUGCUCGCAGCCACACCGAGGGUGACGGCUGUUCCCAUGGAGCGCUACUGCGCCGACCGAAGUGCUGAGCACGAGUGGCGGGUGAUGCGCGCUGGAGGUGGAACAGUCUUUAAAGAAUGCUUCCUCUAUGGCACGCCAGACCUGGCAAUUGACUGGCGGCGAAGAGCUGGCGCUUUUUACCCGCAACAGCCCGGUGGCGUGAUGGGUGUUUUCCCUCAGCAUGGCUGGUCAUACAUUCGGAUACCAGAUAAGGAGAGUCUAAUCACGGAAAGUGGCAAACUUCACACCCUGGAUAUCCUGCUGAGUCGACUAAAGGCCCAGGGACACAGAGUCCUCAUCUAUUCCCAGAUGACCCGCAUGAUCGACCUGCUCGAGGAAUACAUGGUAUACCGCAAGCACACUUACAUGCGCCUUGACGGAUCUUCAAAGAUUUCCGAGCGCAGAGACAUGGUGGCAGAUUUCCAAAGUCGGACAGACAUCUUUGUCUUCCUGCUCAGUACCAGAGCCGGUGGACUCGGCAUUAACCUGACUGCCGCAGACACUGUCAUCUUCUACGACAGCGACUGGAACCCUACCGUUGACCAGCAGGCUAUGGACCGGGCCCACCGGCUGGGUCAAACCAAGCAGGUGACCGUGUAUCGACUCAUCUGUCAGGGGAGCAUCGAGGAGCGUAUCCUGCAGCGGGCCAAGGAGAAGAGCGAGAUCCAAAGGGUGGUAAUAUCUGGAGGUAACUUCAAACCUGAUACGCUUAAACCCAAAGAGGUGGUCAGCCUCCUGCUGGAUGAUGACGAGCUGGAGAAGAAACUGCGUCAGAGACAGGAGGAGAAGCGACAGCAGGAGGAGAGCAGCAAGGUGAAGGAGCGCAAAAGGAAGAGGGAGAAAUACGCUGAAAAAAAGAAGACGGAGGAAUCUGAGAGCAAGAAGAGGAAGGAGGCCAACUUAGUAUUAUUGCACGCGCCCUCAGCUGACAAUUCCAACUUGUCGGCGGAUGGGGACGACUCCUUCAUCAGCGUGGAGAUGGACUCCGCCAUGCCCAGCCCGUUUAGCGAGAUCUCGCUGAGCAGCGAGCUCCAGCCCGGGUCGCUGCCGCCGGACGCUGACGAGAGCAGCAACGACAUGCUAGUCAUCGUGGACGAGCCGCUGUCCUCUGCGCAGCAGUCGCGCGCCACCAACUCCCCCGCCUCUGUGUCGGGAUCUGUCUCGGACAACAUGAACGGCAUUUCAACAGACACCAUCAGUCCUGGGAGAGGGCGGUCCGGCAGGAGUAGAGGGCGCCCUAAAGGAUCUGGAGGCGGGCCCAAAUCUGGAGGUAAAGGGCGCGGGCGUAAGUCAACGGCGGGAAGCGCGGCAGCAAUGGCGGGGGCAAUGGCUGGUGCGGCGGCAGCCUCUGCAGCAGCGUAUGCCGCGUACGGAUACAGUGUUUCUAAAGCAGGCCUGUCCGUGUCAAACCCCCUGCAGCCUUCCGUGGGUCGUUCUGGCAGCAGCCCUGCCUUUAACCCCGCUAGAGGCUCCUCUCCGCAAACCAAGGGCAUAGGCGCAUCCACAGCUCCAUGCCCAGGCAAGCAGCUGCUUCAUGGCCAACAUAACCUUGUCAGGAAGAGCAAAUGACCACAGCGAUACACUCAUCGGAGUUCUGAGUGCACUCCCACUAUACUACUCAACUGA
Nerophis lumbriciformis (worm pipefish) is the source of this 4680-nucleotide messenger RNA. The record is from RefSeq and is a predicted model, not a curated record. NCBI's taxonomy places the organism in Eukaryota, Metazoa, Chordata, Actinopteri, Syngnathiformes, Syngnathidae.